GCAGCUUAGUGCCACAUCAUGUGGGUCUCAUGUCCUAAGAUUUCAAGGGUUUCUCUGGGAUUCCUGGCAGGUUGUGUCUUGUCAGAGGGCAGAAGACACUGGGUUCUUCCAUCCACAGUGUGUAUCUUUUCCCUCUCAGCCAGACCAUUGGAACGUGUGUGCAUGUGGCAGCAGUUUGGCUCUGUAGACAGAGAACAGUGUAAGUUUUGCUACCAGUUUAAUGAAGCAUUUCAGGUUCUGGCUGAAAGAUAAGGUAAUGCAAUAGUGUUGUUACAAAUUGUUGUGCUUUAUUCUGAAAGUUAAACCUAACUAAGAUAGAACUCUUUUAACCUCUCCUAGUUAAAUCAGUGAAUUACAAAUAAAACAAAACAAAACAAAAGAAACAAAACAAAAAAAAAACCCAAAAACACCAAACCAAAACAAAAAAACCCAAACAACAAAACCUAGCAGUUACAGACUAGGAUAGUUCUUGGUUUUCUAGAAACAAAUCAUUGAGAUUUCCUUUCCGACAAUACUUCUGAAGUACAGAUAAAAUGGCUUCCUGUCCCAGGGUUUCCUGUAUCCAUGGCAACCUGACUUCAGGCACUUCUUUCUUAGUUUCCUGAGCAAACUGUUGGAAACCCUAGUGCAAAAAUGUGAAUGCUGUAGUAUUCAGCAACACUGCCUUUACAAAGGUUUCACAGAGGAGUGUAGUUGGUCAGCUUAUAGUCUAGCGGACUGCAAGCAGCAAAAUAACAGAAAUAAUGAACUUCAGAUUUGGGUGAAGUCAGAGAGGAGUAAGAAGGCCAAAGACAGGGAUAUGUGUGUUCUGCAAAGUUCUUCACCCUGCCCAGGAGCAUUCCUGUAUAUAUUUAAUUGUUUUCUUUUGUUGCUGCUCCAGAAGGAGGCUUUUGGCUGUCCAUCUGCUUGUCAGCUCUGCACAGGGAGACAAGUUAGCUGUCGUAAUGCAGGGCUUUCAAGCAUCCCUUGGAACCUUCCAAAAACAACAAUUAUUGUUUACCUCAGUGGAAAUAAUAUAUCACAUGUCACUCCAAAUCAUCUAAGAGGUUUUCUGAAGCUUGCUGCACUCUACAUGGAUAACUCCAGUAUUUUGUAUGUACACCCAAAAGCUUUUGUGGAACUCCCCAAAUUGUGCUACUUGCAUCUAAAUAGCAAUAAUAUUAAACGCCUGGAUCCAGGAAUCUUUGAAGGGCUUUCCAAUCUUCAUUGUUUAUACCUUCAGAAUAAUCAAAUAGCUUUUCUUCCCAGAGGAUUAUUUAGUGAUCUUCUUUCUGUUAGAUAUUUAACUCUUCAAAGAAAUUGUCUCAGUGUCCUUGGAAGUGGGACUUUCUGGGGAAUGAUAAGUCUCCAAACACUAAACCUGGCAAAUAAUAAGAUUUCACGGAUAUCAGAUGCAGCAUUUCAUCAUCUUGAAAAUCUCGCUUAUUUGUUUCUUGAAGGUAACAACUUACCACAUGUGCCAUCAAAUGCUAUUGGAAGGCUCAAAAAUCUUGAAAGACUUUCUUUGUCUCACAAUCCCAUUGGAUCAAUUCAGCCUUUUGCAUUUAAGGGACUUAAUAAGCUUAAAUACCUGUCUUUGAAAAAUGUCAAGCUAAAAUGUGUUGCUGUAAAUGGAUUUUUUGGGUUAAACAACCUUAGCCAGCUAAUCUUAAGUUAUAAUGAUUUAGAAAAUAUAAAUGCUAGCACUUUUACCUUAUUGAACAAUUUAAUGUAUCUACAGCUAGACAGAAAUAAAAUAGCCAGUAUUGGCAAUGGUACCUUUGAAAAAAUGGGGCAGUCACUUAAAGUACUCAAUUUAGCAUUUAAUAAAAUCACAGAGUUACAACCUGAAGUUCUCAAGCCCUUAGUAUCUUUAACUCAUCUGCAGGUACAUUCUAAUCCUUGGAACUGCAGCUGUAAAAUGCUUGCGUUACUGAAUUGGCUAGCAUCAUCUUCUGUUUCUGCAAAAAUUCACUGUCAGAAUCCCCAGAGUAUGCGUGGUAGACCUUUGCAUUAUAUGAAAUGGGCUUGGUUUUCAAACUGCAUUGGCCCCACUGCCAGCCCGGGCUCUGCCCCGAGUCUGGGAUCUGUCGGGAUGCAUCACUCUGCUACCACUCUGCUGAUGGCCUGGCAUAAAGGGAACAGGCGCAAUACAUUGGAACAGUUUGUCACUGCAGAAACGAAGUAUAUUGCUUUCUGGGAAGGAACUACAGCUACAUCUUCUACCCCAUUGCUUUAUCAGCAAUAUGCUGUUGAAGUGCCAUCACAGGCAGCAACAUUACCAGUGCAAAUAACAGCAGAAAUUAUACCUACUAAUAGAAAUGUAGAAGAAGAAUGGUUGUUUGCAACAGAUCCUGCUCCUGUGUCAUUAAAAACAACCCUGAUUUGUACACAACAGGUUAAAAAGCUGAAUCAAGCUUUUGAUAUUUUACUAGCCUUUUUCAUUCUGGCUUGUGCUGUUAUCCUGUUCUUAAUCUGUAAAAUUAUUCAGUUUAGGCAAAAACUAAAGGUGCUGGAAAACUCCGGGGAAAAGAGUAUAGAAUAUUAUGGCUUUUACCAGCCUGGCAGAUACAACAUAACUGACUCAGUGCAGUCUCUAACUCGGAAAUCCAUGGAACAUUCAGAACUGGACCAAAUAAGGCUGCUCAAGCGAACAGUAUCAGAAAGUCAGGCACAGGUCAUCUUGUUUGAACAUUCAUCAUUGUAAUUUAUCUCAUUUGGUUUGGUGUUAACUGUGAUAUGAAAGGUCAAGAAAUCAAGAACUUGAUUCCGUAAAAAUACCUCCACCAAUUAAAAUCAACUGCUUAAUAGAACUGUGGAAAAUGACUCAAUUCGGGUUCUGCAUCAACAUUUGCUUACUGAAUGUUUUGAAAUUUAUUGAUUAUUUCAUUAUAAGUAAUUUCAAUCUAACAUGGGUAAGUUUAUUAAACUAAGUCCCUGUUUGUUGUAAUCGUUCACCUAUUCUCAAGUAUACAUGCAGUAUAAAGUACAUUUUAAUUUAUUUUUCCAUACUUCAUGAUGUAAGUUCCUGUAGAAAUUCCGCAGCUAUUGUGAAGCAAGCAUUCUUAGUCAGAUCAUGAAGCCAAGAAAUCUUGGGGAAUCAGAAUACAGUGUUUCAUGUGUUUAUUGUAGUAGAGUUUCUACUCUUCCUCUAUUAAAUAAAGCACAGGGAAAAAAAGCACAUUUACAGUUAGCAUGUUCAAACUCUUAAGAGAAAAAUUUCAAACUAUACAAAUUCUAUGCAUACCUGUAGCGUAUUGUAAUAUACAAUUUGUAUGUUCAAUCUGUGUAAUAAAUAUAUUAAAGUGACUUUUUUAUUAGUGUGUAUCUGUAUAGUUUUAUGAAAUACCCCAAACUGGACUUGAGAAAAACAAAAUUGCUGUUGAAAUUUACCAAAGUGUAAUGACCAAAUUUAUUAUCUCUAAGGUAAUAGAGCUGGUUAAUAAAAGAUCAUAAUCUAUGUCACAGUACUAUAUAGUAAUAUUUUGAGGAACUUUUUAGCUAGAGAAGAGGUACAAAUUGAAGAAAUACACUACACUGUAAGUACAUAAUGCUAAAGGAAUGGCUGAAAGCAUUUACAUAUUUGGUUUAUAUUUGGAGGUGUCAGGUCAAGAUAUGUGUUUUUAGUUAAAACUUCAUCUUCAAAAUGGGGAUAUUUUCUUCUAUAGUUUGCAUAUAACUGUUUAUUUCUAUUUCAAAUGUUGGUGUUCUGUUGUUGUCAGGUUAUGUCUCAUAUGCUGUAGCUUUAUUUUCAACCUGAAUUUCUGUGAUUUUUGUUUUUCUGUUACUUCAAUAAUUCAAACUUUAUUCUGGAAUUAAAUGUCAUGAAACUA
Molecule: messenger RNA, 3812 nt
Organism: Lonchura striata (white-rumped munia)
Lineage: Eukaryota; Metazoa; Chordata; Aves; Passeriformes; Estrildidae
Gene: LRRC70
Product: leucine rich repeat containing 70
Cellular component (GO): plasma membrane
Molecular function (GO): protein binding
Source: RefSeq, a predicted model, not a curated record